AUGAGCCGCCGCCGCUCCUCCGGCUCCGGGCGCCGCGACCCGGCCCGCGACGCCGCCUGCAGCGCCUCGUCGCCCGCGCCCGAGGAAAUUUACGACCAUCUCUUGGAAGUCCCGGUCACUCGGGAGCAGUUACACCACUACCGGAAUGUGGCUGAAAAUGCUCGAAGUGAACUUGCUGCAACUUUGGUCAAAUUUGAAUGUGCUCAGUCUGAGCUUCGAGAACUCCGAUCCAAGAUGCUUUCGAAAGAAGCCUCCUGUCAAGAGUUGAAAGCUGAAAUGGAGAAUUACAAAGAAAAUAAUGCUAGAAAAUCAUCUCUCCUCACCUCUCUGAGAGACAGAGUUCAGGAGCUGGAGGAAGAAUCAGCAGCACUUACCACUUCUAAAAUUAGAACGGAAAUCACAGCUCACACUGCCAUCAAGGAGAACCAGGAGUUGAAGAAGAAAGUUGCAGAACUAGAAGAGAACUUACAAAAAUGCUUAAAGGAAAAUGAGGAGAAUAAGAAGCAAAUCUCAAAGAAUUGCAGGAGACAUGAAGAAUUUCUAGCUCAACUUUGUGACUGCUUAGAUCCGGACAAGAAGAAUGAAAAGGCGUCAGAUGAAGAUUUAAUUCUAAAGCUUAGAGAGCUGUGCAAGGAAAACGCACUCGUAAAAGGACAGAUUGUUACUCUUGAAGAGACUAUAAAUGUCCAUGAGAUGGAAGCAAAAGCUAGCAGAGAAACCAUCAUGAGGCUUGUUUCAGAAGUAAACAGAGAGCAGGAAAAAGCCGCCUCCUGCGCUGAAGAAAAAGACAAGCUGAGCCAGGAUUUGCUCAGCGCUGUAGAGACUAAGGAAGCUCUUGAAAGGGAGGUCAGGCUCUUCCAAGAAAGGCUGCUUGCUGGCCAGCGGGUCUGGGAUGCCUCGAAGCAGGAGCUGAGCCUCUUGAAGAAAAGCUCUUGCGAGUUGGAGAAGAGCUUGGAGGCCAGCCUGGAUGCAGCGGCAGCCUCGCGAAACCAGCACUCCUCGUUUAGGGAGAAAGUCGCAGCCCUGCUUGGGGGCGUCGGGGGCACAAUUGGGCCAACGGAGGAUGCCAUUUUGGAAAGGAUCCGAGAAAUGACCAGCCAGGGAGAGAGCCAGAAAAGGAUGGUCUCCCAGCUUGAGGCCCGAAUAUCUGAGCUUGUGGAGCAGCUGGGAAAGGAGUCUGGGUCUCACCAGAAAGCUCUUCAGAGAGCCCAGAAAGCAGAAAGCAAGUUGGAGACUCUUCAGGGUCAGCUGACACGCCUGGAGGCAGAGCUGGCUUCUGGAGAUGUUUUUCGAGAUAACUUGAAUUUUGAGAAACAAAAAUAUCUUAAAUUUCUGGAUCAGCUCUCAGAGAAAAUGAAAUUGGACCAGAUGGCUGCUGAACUUGGCUUUGACAUGCGCCUGGAUGUAGUUUUAGCUCGCACAGAGCAGCUGGUCCGCCUCGAGAGCAAUGCAGUCAUUGAAAACAAGACUAUCGCCUACAAUUUACAGAGAAAGCUCAAGACCCAGAAAGAAAGACUGGAGAGCAGAGAGCUGCACAUGAACCUCCUCCGGCAGAAAAUCGCCCAGCUGGAGCAGGAGAAGCAGGUGCGUUCGGCCUUGGCGGUAGAGAGGGACGAGGCCAAUCUCACCCUAAGGAAGUUGCAGAAGAAGAUGGAGAGGCUGCAGAAGGAGCUGAGUGCAUGUCGACAAUCGAACACUGAGCUCAAAGCCCAAAUGGCUGAUACCAGUGAGCUUAAGAUUAAGACUUUGGAACAGACCAAAGCCAUUGAAGACCUAAAUAAAUCCAGAGACAAACUUGAGAAGAUGAAGGAGAAAGCUGAGAAAAAGCUAAUGUCUGUCAAGUCAGAACUGUAUUCUACAGAGCAUGAGGCUAAGGAGGAUAAAGAGAGAGCCAGGAACAUGAUAGAAGUGGUAACCAGCGAAAUGAAGACACUAAAAACAUCUCUGGAAGAAGCAGAAAAGAGAGAAAAGCAGCUGGUGGACUUCAGGGAGGUGGUUGCCCAGAUGCUGGGCUUGAACAUGACCAGUCUUGCACUUCCUGACUAUGAAAUCAUCAAAUGUCUUGAAAGACUGAUCCAUUCACAUCAUCAUCAUUUUGUCACCUGUGCCUGCCUCAAAGAUGUGACGCCUGAGCGAGAUAGGCACCCACAAAGUCACUUAAAACUCCUUCAUUGAACACCAUGUCUCUUGAACGAGGUGGAGCUAAGGGAUGGCAGACAAUUCUAAUUUCACUAAUUCCCUAAACUUUUGAAAUCUGAUCAGUAUGUGAAUACCAUAUACUUUGAUGAUAGAACAAGAAUCCAUCAUUUACAAAAAGGGAUCUCAGAGGUGCCAGCUGUAGGGAAAUGUUUGACACUGAAAACACCUAUUGUUUUAUUUGCUAGCACUUUGGGACCCAGAAGAGUCCCAGUAGAUUGCCAACUAGAAUGGGUAAUGGUGGUAGGAAAUUUACAUUGAUGGGAUUCCUUUUAUGAGUCAGGGGCUUUACUACCCAAUUUAAUUCUCAUAAUAGCCAUGUGGAGAUUUUAUAACCUCUCUGGGGCUCAGAGAGGGUAUUACCUACCCAAGGUUGCAAUUGGUUAGUAAUUGAACCAGAAGCCUUACCAUGCUGGCUCUGGUUCAAAGGCUGUGACUUCUCUGCUACACUACACUUCUCCAGUUUCUCCUGAAUUCCUGAGAUCCAGGUGAAAAUUGCUCCCGAAAGGCAAGGAAAACAUUCCUACAAUCAAGAAUUGAAGCCCAAAACGUAACAGAUUUAUGAACAUUACCCAUAUGAUUUCUUUAAAAAGCAAUAUACCAACUUAUUUAGUAAAACAUACCUAGGCCUGAGGUCCUAUAAGAAAGUUACCUGUUUGAAAUGUGGCUGCCAGAUCAACAUUUGGUAGCAAUUUUUCAUGUUGGAGGAGGGUUGAUCUCAGUCCUUGAAAAAUGAAACCUUGAACGUGAAUCCUGUCAGAUGAUAUCCUACACAAUUUUAUUCACCAGUUUAUCAGAGGCACGGACAGCAUGGGUACUUUUUUCGGAUUGGAGUUUUAUGACUUUCUUUCAUUUUCUGCCUUCUUGUUAAAUUUCUAUUUCACAGAUAUUUUUCAGGAAACCAUGUUUUUAACUUUAUUGAGAAAAACGUUUACUUUCUUGGGUGAUUACCUUAUUUUUUGCCAUAUGAGUUUUUUUAAUAGUUUCUGAAAAAAAGCAUUGGUGUCUCACGAAAGGAGAGGGGGGAGAAUAAAUUACAUCCAACCAGAGAAAAAGCAAAUUCUAUGGGGCAUGUGGGUAGCUUAGUUGG
This is a messenger RNA of Hyaena hyaena (striped hyena), 3286 nucleotides long. RefSeq names its product coiled-coil domain containing 170 (gene CCDC170). Lineage: Eukaryota; Metazoa; Chordata; Mammalia; Carnivora; Hyaenidae. Gene Ontology annotation, biological process: microtubule cytoskeleton organization. Gene Ontology annotation, molecular function: microtubule binding. The transcript is spliced from 11 exons. Gene Ontology annotation, cellular component: Golgi apparatus. The record is from RefSeq and is a predicted model, not a curated record. The coding region runs from base 1 to 2175 and encodes 724 amino acids.